CUAAACAUUUUCGGAGGUAUGCCGCCGAUGUUUGGAGGUCCGCCGAUGAUGGGAGGUAUGCCGCCGAUGAUGGGAGGUAUGCCACCGAUGAUGGGAGGUAUGCCGCCGAUGAUGGGAGCUGGAGGAGGUAAGGGUGGACCUAGUCCCGCCGGUGGCGCUGGUUUUGGCGGAGGUCAGGGCGGAAUGGGUUUCGGCGGUGGGCCUGGUCAUAUGCGUUGA
Messenger RNA from Anisakis simplex (herring worm), 219 nucleotides. Lineage: Eukaryota; Metazoa; Nematoda; Chromadorea; Rhabditida; Anisakidae. The record is from the annotation of a GenBank genome assembly.